Chlamydomonas reinhardtii is the source of this 1475-nucleotide messenger RNA. RefSeq lists its product as uncharacterized. The transcript is spliced from 2 exons. Gene Ontology annotation, molecular function: protein tag activity; protein binding. Gene Ontology annotation, cellular component: nucleus; cytoplasm. NCBI's taxonomy places the organism in Eukaryota, Viridiplantae, Chlorophyta, Chlorophyceae, Chlamydomonadales, Chlamydomonadaceae. The record is from RefSeq and is a predicted model, not a curated record. Gene Ontology annotation, biological process: mRNA splicing, via spliceosome; protein modification process. Bases 258 to 479 code for a protein of 73 amino acids.
CUUGCCUUACUCCAUUCCAACCCUCUGCUUACCGCGUCACAAUCCUCACUCCUAACGCAGUCAGUGGGCAAUCUAGAACUCUUGUUUCCUUCCUCUUGCAUAGAUCGAGCCGGCAUAAGCGCUGCUACAAACACAUUGCAAACUAUAACAUAGUAUUCAGAUUGGAGGUGAAGCUUCGGCAAACAGUUCUUUAUUUAGGCGGGGACUCCAGUUGCCGGGGCCCGGAGCUUACCUUCAAUAACUAGCACGCUUGAAAGAUGAUUGAAGUGGUCCUGAACGAUCGCUUGGGGAAGAAGGUCCGUGUCAAGUGCAAUGAGGACGACACCAUCGGGGACCUGAAGAAGCUGGUGGCCGCGCAGACCGGCACACGGCCAGAGAAGAUCCGGAUUCAGAAGUGGUACACAAUCUACAAGGACCACAUCACGCUCGCAGACUAUGAGAUCCAUGACGGCAUGGGUCUCGAGCUUUAUUACAACUAAAUUGAGGACGGCGAUGGAAUAAGGCAUUGCUGCCCUGUUGUCGUGUCUGCAAGCGGGUGAGGCCGUGCGCCAGCUCCAUGAAAGGAGCAGCGUGCGAUGUCCUUGAGCUGGUGCUGGGGUGUAUGGAGGCGGCUCGGUUGUUGUGCGGGCCUUACUUCAGCUUGGUACAUACUUGGUUCCUUGUAUGGUCGCAGGCGAGGUCUAACGAUGGGUGCGGCCCGAGCAGCCCCAACCGGGGGCCACGCCACGAGAACAAGGGAUCCUGUGACAGUCCAGUAGGUAGAGAGGCGAUGCGCUGAUGCCCUGAUGCACGAACACGGAGGGUGCGCUUAAUGCGCGAUCGGGUGGUCGAUUGCGCAUUCCGUGAGGGUUGACGACUGCGGCGAUGGGACGGGACGUGCACCUGCGCGGCUUGUGCAGGUGUAUGCUGGACGGGUCGGGGCGUUUGAAAUGGCGUCUGGGACAGGGUUCAAGAUACCCUCGUACCGGUAAGCUAAGAGUAAGAGAAGUUGCUGCGGCGAGAGAAGUGGUUGAGGCGGGAGCGGGGGGGUUGACUGCUCGAUGGGCCCAAGGCUCCAGGUGUUGAUGGUGCAUUUGGCAGUCGAGAGGAAUGCAAAGACUUGCACGACUGGUGAGUCGUGGCAGAGAGCAAUAUUGAGUCGAGGCAAAUAGCGGCAAGAAUGGAGUUGACACGGCAGGGCGAGGGGCGGAGGAUGGCCGCGUGGGGUAGGUUUGGGGGAGGCACCGUACUGCGCCGUACCAGAAAUCUGCAUGCCGUGAGUGCAACGUUUCUCACGAACGACUCCUGUUACUGCCUGAUAACCUGGCAGUGAAGAGAAGCAGCUUGGCCAGGGGUCUUCCCGUGGGGUCUUCCCCUGCGUUUGACGUCGUUGCCAUUGGGGCGUUGUAUCCCCGGCAGCACGUCUUAGUUGUUGCAACGACGUCCAAGGGCCGCAAGGUGCCGAUAACUGGCAUCGUAGUAAGAUUAACGGCAAA